AUGGAGAAUAGGAACAAUGUGACAGAGUUUGUCCUAUUGGGACUUACGGUGAAUCCAGAUAUGCAGAAAAUCAUAUUUGUUGUGUUUCUUGUCAUCUACAUCAUUACUGUGGUAGGAAAUGGGGUCAUUGUGGUUACCAUCAUUGCCAAUCCCUUGUUGGGAUACCCCAUGUUCUAUUUCCUGGCCUAUCUUGCUUUAAUAGAUGCCUGCUAUUCCUCUGUCAAUACUCCAAAACUUAUCAUAGAUGCUCUCCAUGAAAAGAAGACCAUCUCAUUCAAUGGAUGUAUGACCCAAAUUUUUUGGGAACAUUUCUUUGGAGGUGCUGAGAUCAUUGUGCUUACUGUGAUGGCCUAUGACCGCUAUGUGGCCAUAUGCAAGCCCUUGCACUAUACAACCAUCAUGAACCGGCGGCUAUGUGGCUUGCUAGUGGGAGUGGCAUGGGUGGGAGGUUUUCUUCAUGCAACCAUACAGAUUCUUUUCACAUUUCGACUACCCUUCUGUGGCCCUAAAAUCAUAGAUCACUUCAUGUGUGAUCUGAUCCCUUUACUCAAUCUUGCCUGCACUGAUACCCACACUCUAGGGCUUUUUGUAGCUGCUAACAGUGGGUUCAUCUGCCUGUUAAAUUUCAUCCUCUUGCUGGUCUCCUAUGUGGUCAUCCUGUACUCCCUAAGGAACCACAGUUUGGAUGGUAGGCAUAAAGCCCUGUCCACCUGUGUCUCCCACGUCUCAGUGGUUGUCUUGUUUUUUGUGCCUUGCAUAUUUGUGUACAUGAGACCUGCAGCUACUCUAUCCAUUGAUAAAGCAGUUGCUGUACUCUACACUAACAUAACUCCUAUGUUAAAUCCCUUAAUUUAUACCUUAAGAAAUGAUCAGAUGAAAAAUGCUGUCAGGAAAUUGUGCAGUAGGAAAGUUGUUUCAGGUUACAAAUAA
Messenger RNA from Choloepus didactylus (southern two-toed sloth), 930 nucleotides. Its product is annotated as olfactory receptor 4C46-like. Gene Ontology annotation, biological process: G protein-coupled receptor signaling pathway. Gene Ontology annotation, molecular function: G protein-coupled receptor activity; olfactory receptor activity. The record is from RefSeq and is a predicted model, not a curated record. The transcript has a single exon. Bases 1 to 930 code for a protein of 309 amino acids. Lineage: Eukaryota; Metazoa; Chordata; Mammalia; Pilosa; Megalonychidae. Gene Ontology annotation, cellular component: membrane.